AUGUCUGUAGUCACCGACGAAAUAAGAGCAACCGCCACCGAGCUCUACCAUGGCGACAAAGUCUGCCAAGAUAAAACAAAGCUUUUACUAACCGAAGUCGGACUACCCAACGGCCUUCUGCCAUUGGAAGACAUUGAAGAAUGUGGGUACGUUAAAGACACAGGCUUCGUGUGGCUGAAACAGAAAAAGAAAAAAGAGCACAAAUUCGAAAAAGUCAACCGGCUGGCGAGCUACGCCAAUGAGGUCACGGCGUUCGUCGAGAAAUCAAAGAUCAAGAAGCUCACCGGAGUGAAGACUAAAGAGUUGAUGAUGUGGGUUAAUCUGAGUGAGAUCUUUGUUGAUGAUCCACCCACCGGAAAAAUCACGUUCAAAGCUCCGUCAGGGUUGUACCGGACUUUUCCUGUGUCGGCAUUUCAAAUCGAGGAGGACCAGAAACUUGAAGUGAAGGAGUCACGGACGUCAACAUAUGGAGAAGAAAGCCGCAAACCACUGUCACCGCAUCCACCGGCGCCGCCCGAUCUGGAUUUAUAUCUCACCAGACGCGGCGACAUCUGCUCCUCGAUCCCGACCGUAAACGGGAAUGAAAAAAGGGGAGGCCGGCGACAGAUGCACCACCGGAGAAGCCAGCGCCAUAGCCGGAGUCUAACGGAAAAAAGGUAUAGAUGGAGGUCGACUGCAAUAGACGGUCCGUCUGAUGCCCCUCCUGUUGCAGACAACUUUCUGAAGGACUUCAAAAAAAGGCUUCAACUGGAUACAAAGAAGAUUGUGGAUGCACGUGUUCUUGCAUCUACUGCCAGACAUGGUAGUGAAGUAAAGGAUACGAGGUUGGUGGGAUGCCUCACAGCAACAAAAAGGCUGCACUCUCUGAUCUGGGACAAUAAUCAUUUCAUCAUAUUUUGGUGUUGCAGAGGUGAAAAAUUAUUGAUUUACCCUUUUCACAUCUGGAUAAGGACAACGGGCACGGAAAAAAGAGACUGCACUGGCCGGCACACCAAUGAGAGGGCUACCAGAAAAUGCUUACCAUUAGCCAAGGAAUUCUGCCAAACUUGCUGGAAGUGUUUUAAAUAUCCUUUUCUUUCUCAUUUAAAUAAGGUUGAUGAAAUUGAAUUCUUUAAUUCAAGGUUGUGGGUGUGGGUGAUAGAAGAACAAGUUUAUGGAGGUCAAAACCGGUAUGGCAAGCGAUUGCAGCCGAUAGAAACCCUUCAGCUGCAAGGUUUAUGUCAAAUCAACCAGGUUGCAGCAAGAAGAUUAAACUCACAAAAGAAGAAGAAGAGCUUGGAGGUUGUUAAAUCAGUUGGUGUAUCAGGGAAGGUUAACCCCAAUAAAACAGUCAAAUACUUCAGGCUAGAGUUUCAAGACGCUCCCCAAGAAGAAACAGAUGAAAUUCUUUAUUUCAGAGCCCUUUUGAGUGGAUUUGUUACUCUCAUAUCUGUAUCUCAUAUGAUUGAGGCAGAUAUUGAAAGGGCUGCAUCACUUCAAACCGAUAACUGAGGUGGAGUGGAGUAAUUAAUUAUUAAUGUUUCUUUUGAACAAAAUAAUAGAUGGUUUCUUAUAUGUGGAUCGAUUGGAUGUGUAUAGAAAGGAAAACAAUAGUGGUUUGAUACGAUCAUCUUUUGCUAAUCUACUCCUUACUAUGUAACUGAUAUCAACGUCCCU
Lactuca virosa is the source of this 1656-nucleotide messenger RNA. NCBI's taxonomy places the organism in Eukaryota, Viridiplantae, Streptophyta, Magnoliopsida, Asterales, Asteraceae. The record is from the annotation of a GenBank genome assembly.